AUGUAUAUUCCUUUGGAGAGUUUCUAUCCACACAUAUCUAUCUAUCUAUCUAUCUAUCUAUCUAUCUAUCUAUGUCUAGCCAACUGUGUAGCAUGUGAACUCUCAAUAAUUUACGAUUUUCUUACGCUGUCAAUCAUUGCUUGCAACAAAAAUUAUUUUCUAUCUAUCUAUCUAUCUAUCUAUCUAUCUAUCUAUCUAUCUUCUAUCUAUCUAUAUUUCUCAUGUUGUCUGCCGCAUCCCAGACCUGACGAGGAGUUUUUUGCGCUAAAACAGCAGGUCUUCCUCCCGAUCCAUUUCAAAACUAAUGCCGGCAAACGGUUAGCGGCUUUUUGUUGUCGCACAAAUCAAACGAGCAAACGCUUCAUUGCAGCUCCUUGCAUUCUCAUCGCCGGCAUCCCGUGCCUUCGGCAUCAACUUCUAUUCGCAUUCUUACACAGCAUUUCUACGACCCUUCAAAUGGCUCCUACACGACCAACAUCCACACGUCAGCAACUGAAGUUCCCUAAUACCGUUAACGUUACACAUGCAGAACAGGCGACUGCGGAAGAGCACAUAAUAACUCCGGUUACAGAUGAUCAUAUAGGGUCUACUUCAACCUCUGCUUUGCACUCUUCUGCGUGCCGUGGCGAUGACCAACCCGGCAGCUCUGCAAAGGUUGCAAAAAAAUCCAGGCUAGGCAACCUUAGCGGGCAUUCUAAAAAAGCCUCACCGGCUAAGGUGAAACGGUGCGCCUCCUUGGAGGAGAAGCGGCUAGCGUCUGCUUCAACCUCUGCUUUGCACACUUCUGAGUGCCGGGGCGAUGACCGACCAGGCAGCUUUGCUAAGCGUGCCAAAAUACCAUGGCGAGACAACCUUAGCAGGCGUUCUAAAAGAGCCUCUGCGUCAAAGAGAAAGCGGGAGGAGGAAACUGAGAGCCCGCAUCAAAAAGCUACUCGCAAUGCAGCCGACGGCGCUGCAAUUUCCAUUCGACGGUCCCAGGAGACCACGGCUGAGAAAACCGCAAGUAACGCAGCGAAAGCUGCAGCAACGUUCAUUCGACGGUCCCAGGAAUCCAUGGCUGAGACAACCGCACGCCAUGUAGCCGACGCCUCUGUAACUUUUGCUGCAAGGGCGUCGGAAAUUUCCACGCAAAAGCCCACAAGGUGGCAACGCGAUGCAAUUUUCAACUUCCGCUACGAAAGCUGUAGAAGGACCUACUGA
Molecule: messenger RNA, 1200 nt
Organism: Acanthosepion pharaonis
Lineage: Eukaryota; Metazoa; Mollusca; Cephalopoda; Sepiida; Sepiidae
Source: the annotation of a GenBank genome assembly